Messenger RNA from Theobroma umbraticum, 2226 nucleotides. NCBI's taxonomy places the organism in Eukaryota, Viridiplantae, Streptophyta, Magnoliopsida, Malvales, Malvaceae. The record is from RefSeq and is a predicted model, not a curated record.
AUGGCCAGCGUUGAGGACGACAAAAGUAUUGUCCCGUUAGGCUCGAAGUCAAUGAAAAAAGAUCACUUUUAUCAGUUUCCGGCUGAAUCUGAUGAUUUUAUUGAUGGAGGAUAUGAUUCCGGUGAUGAUGUCUAUAAAUCAAUGCGGAAUGGCUUGCAUCCAGAAGUGAACUUGAAGAAUGUGUUGAGUGGGUUGUUUGCAAUUGUAACUGGGCGUAAUAAAGGCCCCACGAGUGUUUCUUUGAAUCAGCAGUACCAAAGUUCUAAUGUCUCAUUUUUGGGGUCUGGAAAGAAUGGAGAUACCUAUCUGCACUCCUCGGUUUAUAUACCGAGUGCACCACCACUUCUGGAGCCAAGUGGGAUAAAUUAUAAUGCAUAUAAAGAGGUGUUGGAAGCUGAGCCUCCAGAGUGGCUCCCUGAUAGUUCUACCACGGUUUGCAUGCAGUGCGAUGCUCCCUUUACUGCAAUUACACGUGGCAGACAUCAUUGCCGGUUUUGUGGAAGGAUUUUCUGCAGAACAUGUUCUAAGGGAAGGUGCUUGCUUCCUGUUAAAUUUAGAGAAAGAAAUCCCCAGAGGGUCUGUGAUUCUUGCUAUGAUAGGCUUGACCCAUUGCAGGGUGUUCUUAUUAAUACCAUUAGCAAUGCUGUGCAAGUAGCAAAACAUGAUGUCAUGGAUUGGACGUGCACUCGAGGUUGGUUGAAUUUGCCUGUUGGUUUGUCCAUGGAACAUGAGAUCUACAAAGCAUCCAAUACCUUGAGAAGCUAUUGCCAGGUUGCUAGGUUGAAUCCAGAGAGAUCUAUACCAUUGGCGGUUCUGAAAGGAGCCAAAGGCUUAGCUAUUUUAACUGUUGUUAAAGCUGGAGUUCUUGUUGCAUACAAACUUGGGACUGGUCUUGUUACUGCACGAAGGUCAGAUGGAACAUGGUCUGCCCCAUCAGCUAUAUUCUCUGUUGGUUUAGGAUGGGGUGCUCAGAUUGGGGGUGAGCUCAUGGAUUUCAUAAUCGUGCUUCAUGAUUUGAAGGCUGUGAAGACAUUUUGUAGUCGAAUGCAUUUUUCUCUUGGUGCUGGAUGCAGUGCUGCUGCAGGACCUGUAGGGAGAGUGCUGGAAGCAGAUCUUCGGGUGGGGGAUCGAGGCACUGGCAUGUGUUACACUUACAGUUGUAGCAAAGGGGCAUUUGUUGGUGUGUCAUUGGAAGGGAACAUUGUUGCAACAAGAAUGGAUACCAACCUACGGUUCUAUGGUGAUCCUUAUCUCACCACUGCUGACAUACUACUUGGGACAGUGGACAGACCAAAGGCUGCGGAGCCCUUGUAUGUUGCUCUGGAUGACCUCUACUCUAGCCCACGUUGGUUGUCUUUUCUUCUGUCCCCAUUUGGUGUAUUGAUUGAGCUAAGGAAAACCAGUCUCCAUGAGUCUCUUUCGAACGUUCAAGCAUCGCAUGCAACAAAGAAUCAGUCUAAAUCAAAGUUGGCAGCUCUUCACAUUUCUAGCAAUGAAUCAAGAAAGAUGGGCAACAGGAUGUGUAAGCUUCUGAAUGUCUUAUACAAAAAAGUUGAAACUGCAUCCAUUUUAAAUGAACAAGAGAAUUACUUCACGCCCUCAGAUGAUCUUGAGAUAGAACAACAACACUCCUUGCAUUCUGAAAAUGACGGUGACACCCCAACUUAUGUCUGCAAAAUCUGUGUUGUGCCUAACCCCUGGAUGGCCCUUUCAACGUCAAAGGUUGUGCCCACUUUUACUGCAUUGAAUGCACUAUCAACUACAUCGAAUCGAAGCUUGAAGAUAACAUGGGGAAAAGCCCUCUGUGAAUCUGCGGUCCUUGGCUCUGAAAAAUUCUAUUGUCCCUUAAAAUAUUGCUCAGCUCCGUUGAUUAAUGAUGGGGAAAAGGCUAUUAAGAAUUUCCCUUGUCCCGUCUGCCGGAGAGAAUUUUGCUUGCAGUGCAAGGUUGCUUGGCAUUCAGGUAUCAAUUGCGCAAGGUUUCAGAAACUGGAAAAGCUUGGCGAAGGUGCAAUGUCAGUCGAUCUGGCUACGAGGAAGAAGUAGAGGAAAUGCCCUACUUGCAAUUACUAUGUGGAAAAAUCAGCUGGUUGCUUUUAUGUUCACUGCAGUCCACUCAAAUAUCUUUCUGGUGUGGGUAUGCCUUCUGUUACAAGUGUGGAGUACGUGCAAGCCGCCAUCUUUGCUUCAAACACCUUCGUUAGUUCCCAUCAGAAGUUCCUCAAAUGA